Hypanus sabinus (Atlantic stingray) is the source of this 1694-nucleotide messenger RNA. Its product is annotated as phosphoribosyl pyrophosphate synthase-associated protein 1-like. The record is from RefSeq and is a predicted model, not a curated record. Bases 136 to 1230 code for a protein of 364 amino acids. Gene Ontology annotation, cellular component: cytoplasm; ribose phosphate diphosphokinase complex. Gene Ontology annotation, molecular function: ribose phosphate diphosphokinase activity; magnesium ion binding. Gene Ontology annotation, biological process: 5-phosphoribose 1-diphosphate biosynthetic process; purine nucleotide biosynthetic process. The transcript has 11 exons. Lineage: Eukaryota; Metazoa; Chordata; Chondrichthyes; Myliobatiformes; Dasyatidae.
GAGAGGAAGUGCCGUCUUCAGGCUUUCCGUGGCGAGUCCAGAUGCUCAUUGGUUUUAUUUGCUGCCACUCAGGGAAGACGGGCUGCUGGGUCAGGGAGCAGCGGACGGAGUGGAGACAGAGGAUUAAAUUUCAAAAUGAAUGUAGCAAAGGGUGGCUACCGCGUAUUCUCAGCAAAUUCAAAUGCUGCCUGCACAGAGUUAGCCAAACGCAUCACUGAGCGUCUUGGAGUUGAACUUGGUAAAGCUGUGGUUUACCAGGAACCAAACCGUGAAACACGAGUGGAAAUAAAAGAAUCUGUUCGUGGCCAGGAUAUUUUUAUCAUUCAGACCAUCUCACGAGAUGUUAAUACAGCGGUGAUGGAAUUACUGAUCAUGGCCUACGCCUGCAAGACUUCAUGUGCCCGGAACAUUAUUGGAGUAAUUCCUUACUUCCCCUACAGUAAGCAGUGUAAAAUGAGGAAGAGGGGCUCCAUCGUUUGCAAACUGCUGGCGUGCAUGUUGGCCAAAGCAGGUGAGCAGCUUCUGGAGCUGUGUCUGACUGAAGUAUGGGUUGUCUGUGGUGUCUUGGAAGAAAUAUGGGGAGUUUUUAAUUUGCCUGUUGAGUCUGUGGUGAGGAAGGCAAAUGCAAUGUUAGCAUUCAUUUCAAGAGGAAUCCAGGAUUACAGGAAUGCAAUCAUCGUUGCAAAGUCGCCAGCUGCUGCCAAGAGAGCACAGUCCUAUGCAGAGAGACUGCGACUGGGACUGGCAGUGAUACACGGAGAGGCUCAGUAUGCAGAGUAUGACUUGGUGGAUGGGCGUCACUCUCCUCCAGCAGUGAAGAACACGAUGAUACAUUCUGGUCUGGAGUUACCAUUGAUGAUGCCAAAGGAAAAGCCACCCAUCACUGUGGUUGGAGAUGUUGGUGGAAGAAUAGCCAUCAUUGUGGAUGAUAUUAUUGAUGAUGUCGAUAGCUUUGUGGCAGCUGCUGAGAUUCUGAAGGAGAGGGGAGCCUACAAGAUCUAUGUUAUGGCCACUCAUGGCCUCCUCUCUGCUGAUGCCCCGAGUUUGAUAGAGGAGUCAGCCAUUAAUGAGGUGGUUGUAACAAAUACUAUUCCUCACGAAGUUCAGAAGCUACAGUGUCCCAAGAUCAAAACUGUCGAUGUCAGCAUGAUUCUUUCUGAAGCCAUUCGACGCAUCCACAAUGGGGAAUCCAUGUCAUACCUGUUCCGUAACAUUACUGUCGAUGACUAAUGCGAAUCUUUGUGAAGUGGUAAAGUGCAUAAGCAGAGGUAAUGCAGGGCAUGGUGUGAUGUCAGAAGCAACUGUACUGAGGCACUUUCUGUGCUGUUUCAGUAGUUGCCAAUUGUUGCCUUCAUUCCUGGUACAGAAUCUCUCUCUCAGGAAGAAAGCCCUGCCUUUUAAAUGGUUCCUGCAAUGUCAUUUAAUUCUGAAAAUAACAACUGCAGUCUUUUGGAAAUCACUGCUGAAUGGCUGUUUGAAAGCUGUAAAUUGUUAACAGUGCAAUUAAGUCACACUCUUCCUGUACAGACUGCUGUCAGUAAAGGACUGAAUACCAGGGUGGGAAUGAACUCCCACAUUGCAGUGAACUUUAUUUUUCUGUGAAUUGUUAGACAGCAUUAUCAGUGAUGCCAGACGUCUGUGACGGCUUGGUUGUUAUGUCACUUAAUAAUUAAACUACCAUGAUUACCCAAGAA